Messenger RNA from Mycena citricolor, 1938 nucleotides. The record is from the annotation of a GenBank genome assembly. Lineage: Eukaryota; Fungi; Basidiomycota; Agaricomycetes; Agaricales; Mycenaceae.
CGUCUCCCAUGCCGUUCCGAAGCACCACAUCGACUCUCACUGGCCUUGCGCUGCUUCGGAGUCUGUUGCUGUGCACAUCAGGCUGCCGUCACCGCUUUUUGACUCUGUCCUUUUCCGGGGAUUAGCCGACGGGCUGAGUUUGUGGGUGACGACACUUGCGCAGGCUGAGGACGUAGCAGAGAGUAUCACGUUGCGCCGAUGAAUCUCCUUGACGCAUACCAGCCUUGGACUCGUUAGCAUCCAAGCAGGCUUAGGGAAGGAAUGUCAUGUUCCCCGCCACCGCUCUCAUCGCUCUCUGCAUCGCUGCUGUCUCCCAGGCGCAGCAAAUCGGCACGCUGCAGGCGGAGGUCCACCCGUCGAUCACUACGUCGAAGUGCGCUGCAGACGGGACGUGCACUACGACGCAGAACGCGAUCGUCCUCGACUCGAACUGGCGAUGGACCCACUCGACGUCGUCCGCGACCAACUGCUACACCGGAAACACCUGGAACUCGGCUCUGUGCCCUGAUGCCACGACUUGCGCGCAGAACUGUGCCCUCGACGGCGCGAACUACCAGAGCACCUACGGAAUCACGACCACCGGCAAUGCCGUGACGCUCAAGUUCCUGACUGGCUCGAACGUCGGCAGCCGUGUCUACCUGAUGGCGGACAACACCCACUACGAGAUGUUCCAGCUGCUGAACCAGGAGUUCACGUUCACGGUCGAUGUGUCCCAGCUGGGAUGUGGUCUCAACGGCGCGCUGUACUUGACCGAGAUGGAUGCCGACGGUGGAAUGUCUCGUUUCCCGAACAACAAGGCCGGUGCCCAGUACGGUACCGGCUACUGUGACGCGCAGUGCCCUCAAGAUCUCAAGUUCAUCAACGGAUUGGCCAACUCUGCCAACUGGACCCCUUCCACGAACGACCCCAACACGGGUACUGGCGCGAUGGGAACCUGCUGCAACGAGAUGGACAUCUGGGAGGCCAACAAGUUCGACACGGCCUACACGCCUCACUCCUGCUCUGUCGUCGGCCAGACGAUGUGCACUGGCACAGACUGCGGUGUCGGCAGCGACCGCUACAAGGCUCUCUGCGACAAGGAUGGCUGCGAUUUCAACUCCUACCGCUGGGGCGACAGCAGCUUCUUCGGACCCGGCCUCAAGGUCGACACCACGAAACCCGUCACGGUCGUGACCCAAUUCCUGACCAACGACAACACCACGACCGGUACUCUGUCCGAGAUUCGCCGGCUGUACGUCCAGGGCGGCAAGGUCAUCCAAAACUCCGCGGCCAAGACUCCUGGUCUCACUCAAUUCGACUCGGUUACCGACGCGUUCUGCAACGCGCAAAAGAACAUCACUGGAGAUACCAACAGCUUCGAGGCCCGCGGCGGUCUUGGCACGAUGAGUGCUUCGCUCAAGCGCGGCAUGGUUUUGGCGCUCUCGCUCUGGGACGACGACGCCGUUGGAAUGCUCUGGCUCGACGGACAACAGUACCCGACCACCAGCAGCGCGACCGCUCCUGGUGUUGCCCGUGGACCCUGCUCGGCGACCUCCGGUGACCCCAAGACCGUCCAGUCCCAGCAGCCCAACGCGCAGGUUAUCUACUCGGAUAUCAAGACCGGCCCGAUCGGCUCGACCUUCAAGACCGCCACGACCGGCGGAGGCUCCGGCUCCCCUCCCUCUUCAUCGUCGGCUUCCCACUCUGCUUCUUCGACCGCCAGCUCGACGACUACCAGCUCCGGCUCGACGUCCACCGGCGGCACGAUCCCCAAGUACGGGGAGUGUGCUAACAACGUUCCUGGAACCUGUGUCGCUGGCACCACCUGCGUGUUCAGCAACCCCUUCUACUCUCAGUGCUUGUAGAUCUUCGAUGGCCUUACACGGUGUUGCGAUGGUUCGAGUUGAUACACUAUUCCUGCUGUAAAUCACCUCUUGUAAAUUACCUGUGGAAUCAAAA